Gossypium raimondii (Peruvian cotton) is the source of this 2165-nucleotide messenger RNA. Its product is annotated as regulator of nonsense transcripts UPF3. The transcript has 12 exons. Gene Ontology annotation, biological process: positive regulation of translation; nuclear-transcribed mRNA catabolic process, nonsense-mediated decay. The record is from RefSeq and is a predicted model, not a curated record. Gene Ontology annotation, molecular function: mRNA binding. NCBI's taxonomy places the organism in Eukaryota, Viridiplantae, Streptophyta, Magnoliopsida, Malvales, Malvaceae. Gene Ontology annotation, cellular component: nucleolus; cytoplasm. Bases 117 to 1580 code for a protein of 487 amino acids.
CCUGUGCAAAAAGAGACUCUCGUACGAAAAACUUUUGCGUUAAGACUUUAGAAAUAAAAGAAACUGGAAAUUGAAUCCCUAAAAAACCCGAAGGAAUUUGAGGAAGAGAAAUCGAGAUGAAGGAGCCGUUGCGUAAAACGAAAGUGGUGAUAAGGCAUCUACCACCGUCCGUCACCGAACCCUUUAUUAUUUCUCAAAUCGACGAUCGUUUCUCCGAUCGUUAUAAUUGGUUCUCUUUCCGUCUCGGCAAGUCCAGCCAUAAGCAACAGAGUUACUCCCGAGCCUACAUAAACUUCAAUAGGCCUGAAGAUGUCUUUGAGUUUGCUGAGUUCUUUGAUGGGCAUAUAUUUGUUAAUGAGAAGGGUACUCAAUUUAAGGCCGUUGUUGAAUAUGCUCCUUCACAGCGUGUACCAAAGUCCAGCUCUAAAAAGGAUGGUCGUGAAGGGACCAUUUUCAAAGAUCCUGAUUAUCUGGAAUUUCUCAAAUUGAUUGCAAAACCUGUUGAGAAUCUUCCCAGUGCUGAGAUUCAGUUGGAGAGAAAAGAAGCAGAACUAUCUGGUGCUCCAAAAGAAGCUCCUGUUGUUACACCACUAAUGGAAUUUGUGCGUCAGAAACGAGCUGCCAAGAGUGGAACUCAGGGGUCAAUCACUAUAAGAAAGGUUGGCAGAAAAAUAUCUGCUGUGUCUACAGGCAAGCCUGGAUCAAGUGGCAAGGGAUCUGAGAAGAAAAAGUAUAUUCAAAAAGACAGUGCAAAAGGUGGGAAAAAAUCCAAUUAUUUUGUAGCAUCCAAGCAAGAGGAUCAAUUAGUGACUUCUGUCGCGAAAGAAAUGAGAGAGAAUGGAACUGUCUGUGGCAUUGAUGGUCCUGUAACUGGAAUUACUUUUUCUGCUGAUUCUGGGAAGAAAAAGAUCCUUCUCCUAAAACCAAAAGAUCGAGAGGCACCUAAUGUGCCAGAGGGUGCAUCUGAACAGCAGGGUGCAUCAUCUCCUGUAGUAAAUUCACCUGGUUCAUCUGCUUCAAGACAGGGUCAAAGACGCAAGGCUGGUGGAAAGUUAAUAAGGAGCAUACUUUUGAGAAAUGAAGCGGGCCAAAAUCAAUCUUCAGCGGCAGUCCAGCCUCAGCAGAAAACUCAAAGUCCGGACACUGUCAAAAGACCUCCCCAGCCAACUAAUACACGAUCGGGUAUGAAUGGUCAUGUCCCUAAUGAAAUGCCUGCAUUGAAAUCUGAUGGUGAUACAAAAAGAGUUUCAGAUGAUAAGUUCAUCAAAAAGGGAUUGCAUGGUUCAGGUUCUGGAAGUGAGAAGCAUGAAAAACGUACAAGAAAUAAGGAUAGACCUGAUCGUGGUGUAUGGGCCCCUCUUCAUCGUUCUGAUGUUUCACAAUCCAGCGAGGAGCGUUUGAUACAAUCAGUGCAGGCCUCUCGAUCCAUGGAAGGUUCCAAUCGACAAUUCGGCCGGGGCCCUGCAGCCGAUGGAUCUGUCGUAUCAAGUGAGGUCAAGCCUUCAAAAAGAGGAGGUGCUACUAGCUCCGGAGCCCAUGAGAAACAAGUUUGGGUUCAGAAAUCAUCCUCUGGUUCUUAGAGAAUCUAUCUUAAACCGGGUUUUGCAUUGUGACCCUUUUGACCCAAUUUCGAGGUUCUUAUCUUCCGCCAUGCUGCAAUGACUUUUGCAUAUGCAACACAACCUAUUUGCCUUGUUGGGUUUGCAAUAGUUGUAUUCUCCACAGAAUAUGUUCUUGAUUAGUCCUUUACCUGGUACUAUAUUAAUCCUCUUAUUAGAUGACUGUCAAGAGCAAGCAUUGGCGAAGAAUCGGAUCGUCCGAAAUUUGGUGUGGUCCGAAAGAGAUGACUGACUGGAUCAAGAAUAUUGGUGAUAAAUCAGUGGUGUUGCUGGAAGGGGGAGAUUUUACUGGAUGGUCUUGUGGGUUUCUUUUUCUUUAGUGUUUUGUUGAAUGAUGCAGUGCAAAGUUUUUUGAAGUUUGCUUGAAUCAUAUUUGGUCUCGCUCUAUAUAUUUAUGAAAAAGAAGGUUGUAGCCUGGGAACUAAGAAAAAAAUCGUACUCCGAACACGAACUCUGAACUUGGUAUUGAAAGAUGUAGUGCAAAGCGUUUGUAAGUUUACAUGAAUAUCUUUUUAAUAUGAAGGUUGUACUUUGGAAGCUAGAAAA